AUUUACUUAUAUAUUCCAAAGAAACAGAAUGUGAUUAAAUUUUUGUGUCUUUUCUGAAAUGGGUUUUAGUUAUUAGUAAAAGAUUGAAUUCAAGACACCCAUUUCAGAAUUUCAAUGAUUCAUCUCUAGAAUACCCAUUCCAGAAUUUGUUUGUUUUCGAGGUUUUCUUUCAGAGUUGGAAAAGCGCCAUUUGCUGGGCAAAACCCAAUCCCAAAAAAUUGAAGAAGAAGAAGACAUAACCCAAACUCAAUUUGGGAUUUCUUUUUAAUUUCUUCGUAAACCCAGAUUCUUGUUAAUGUAAAAGAAGUUUAAGAGAAGAGUGACAGAGAGAAAAGUGAUGAAUUUUGGAGCAUUGAGCAUGGAAGAGAAGAAAGAAACUGAAAGAGAGGAGUUAGAAGAAGAAGAAGAAGGACACGGGCAACAAGAACAUGAUUUGUUAAGAAAAAUUCCACCAUGGAAGAAACAAAUUACAGUGAGAGGAUUAAUUGCAAGUUUUAUAAUUGGGAUAAUUUACAGUGUGAUAGUGACAAAGCUUAAUCUCACAACAGGACUUGUUCCCAAUCUUAAUGUCUCUGCUGCUCUUCUGGCAUAUCUUUUCAUUAAGUCAUGGACUAAAUUGCUUCAUAAAGCCGGUUAUGUUUCUACUCCAUUUACUAGACAAGAGAAUACGGUCAUUCAAACCUGUGCGGUUGCUUGUUAUAGUAUUUCUUUCGGAGGUGGAUUUGGGUCUUAUCUAUUGGGAUUGAGUAAGAAAACAUAUGAGCAAGUAGGGGUUAACACUCCGGGAAAUAGUCCUGGGAGUUAUAAGGAACCAGGAGUUGGAUGGAUGACUGCUUUCCUUUUUGUUACAAGUUUUGUUGGGAUUUUAGCUUUGGUUCCUCUUCGAAAGAUAAUGAUAAUAGAUUACAAGUUAACUUAUCCUAGUGGCACUGCGACUGCAGUUCUCAUUAAUGGUUUUCACACACCUCAAGGAGAUAAGAUGGCCAAGGAGCAAGUUCAAGGAUUCACAAGGUUCUUUUCAUUUAGCUUCUUUUGGGGUUUCUUUCAGUGGUUCUACUCGGGUGGAGACCAAUGUGGAUUCUCUCAGUUUCCUACUUUCGGGUUGAAAGCAUGGAAGCAAACAUUUUUCUUUGAUUUCAGCAUGACUUAUAUUGGAGCAGGGAUGAUUUGUUCGCAUCUUGUUAACUUGUCUUUGCUUUGUGGAGCUAUUCUUUCAUGGGGAAUAAUGUGGCCAUUGAUACAUGGCCUAAAAGGAGACUGGUACCCGGCAGCUUUAUCAGAAAGUAGCAUGAAGAGUUUGAAUGGUUACAAGGUUUUUAUCUCAAUUGCGCUCAUUCUAGGAGACGGGCUCUACAAUUUCCUGAAGAUAAUGUAUUGUACCAGUAGAAGUAUUCAUGCUAGAAUUAAAGGCAAGAGUGCAGUUGCAGAUCAGCCAGUUGAACCACUUGAUGAUCUUCAGCGAAAUGAACUUUUCUUGAGGGAAGGUAUUCCAGUAUGGCUUGCAUGUGCUGGAUAUGUUCUCUUCUCCGUUGUUUCCAUCAUCGUGAUCCCACUCAUGUUCCCCCAGCUGAAAUGGUACUACGUGGUCGUAGCAUACCUCCUUGCUCCAUCUCUCGGAUUCUGUAAUGCGUAUGGUGCAGGUCUGACUGACAUGAACAUGGCCUAUAACUAUGGGAAAGUAGCUUUGUUUGUGUUAGCUGCAUUAUCUGGGAAGGAUAAUGGUAUAGUUGCCGGGCUUGUAGGUUGUGGCCUUAUUAAAUCCAUUGUUACCAUUUCCUCCGAUCUUAUGCACGAUUUCAAAUCUGCUCAUCUCACGCUUACUUCUCCUCGUUCUAUGCUUUUAAGUCAGGCCGUUGGAACUGCAAUGGGCUGCGUGGUAGCUCCUUUAACAUUCUUUCUUUUCUACAAAGCCUUUGAUGUGGGAAAUCCCACUGGAGAAUAUAAAGCUCCAUACGCUAUAGUUUACCGAAACAUGGCAAUUCUCGGGGUUGAAGGCUUUUCAGCAUUGCCUCACCAUUGUUUGCAGCUUUGUUACGGGUUCUUUUCAUUUGCCAUUGCAGCUAACUUGUUGAGAGAUCUCUCUCCACCGAAGGUAGGGAACUGGGUUCCCCUGCCUAUGGCUAUGGCGGUACCAUUUCUUGUUGGUGCAAGUUUUGCAAUAGAUAUGUGUGUUGGGAGCCUGGUUGUGUUUAUAUGGCUCAAGUUUGACAACCAAAGAGCGAACUUAUUGAUUCCUGCAGUUGCUUCCGGUUUAAUCUGUGGAGAUGGGUUGUGGAUCCUCCCUUCAUCAAUUCUUGCUCUGGCUAAGAUAAAGCCGCCGAUGUGCAUGCAGUUUGUGUCUGCGUAACAAGAAAGAGGUUUCAAAAGAAUGUGGAAGAAAAAUAAUGAGGAUGAAUCAGAGUCUUGGAAACAAUGAUAAUAAUUUGAGAAGGUUUAGUUCGGAAGGGAAAUCAGCCGAGAUGUCAAGUUGUCAACCAAUGACAUGUAUCACUUAAAAUCAUCGUGGUCCAAACAAUUGUAGUUUUAGAUAGUUACAGACAUGAAAAUCUUAUUCUUUUAAAAUUCAUGACGUAGAACUGUCAUCAGAUCUUCGGAACAGAGAAAUACAUACUUGGAUCGAACCCAGAACUGAAGGACAUGGAUUGAAUUAUGUUGGAGUAGGGACUGGUUAUUCAUGGAGUAAAGUGUACAAGUGAUACUUCCAUAGGAUCUUUUUUGAAGUAUAAAAGAUAGUAAUAACUAGUGAUGUAUAAGCAAGUUUUGUAAAGUAAUUAAAUGACCGGUAAAUUUAACUUAAA
This is a messenger RNA of Papaver somniferum (opium poppy), 2798 nucleotides long. Its product is annotated as metal-nicotianamine transporter YSL2-like. The coding region runs from base 338 to 2347 and encodes 669 amino acids. The transcript is spliced from 8 exons. Gene Ontology annotation, biological process: seed development; response to iron ion. The record is from RefSeq and is a predicted model, not a curated record. Gene Ontology annotation, molecular function: oligopeptide transmembrane transporter activity; iron-nicotianamine transmembrane transporter activity. Gene Ontology annotation, cellular component: plasma membrane. Lineage: Eukaryota; Viridiplantae; Streptophyta; Magnoliopsida; Ranunculales; Papaveraceae.